CACGGACAGCAGCAGAAGCAGAAGCAGCAGCAGUAGCAGUAGCAGCGGAUUCCGUCGUUGCCGAAAAUCAGAAARAGCGCAACCCAUCGAACGAUCGUCGAGGUGAGUACGCAAUCGUGCCUUGCGCAUUCGCGGGUCGAACAACCACGGUUUGUACGGGAACAAGGCUCUUUUCAGCCGGUGCACCGCGUUGCCUUUGUCUCGGCAGGCAGCGCACGGGACCCGUCCCCCCGCCACGCCGCAUCCUUCCACAAAACCACUCAUCCGCCUUGUUUCUCUCAUUGCCCCAACAAGAAAGCAAAACGCAACACAACACAACACAACACAACACAACACACUGCACGAACCAGAACCGCAACCAUGAACCCCUCAGCGAGCGAAUGGAAGCCCUCCGCGUCGGCGGCAUCGUGGACGCCYGGGCAGUCGUUCUCGAUACCGGCUCCCGCACCGGCGCCCGCCCCUACCCCGCCACCCCCCAAGGAGCAGGAGACCGGCGAGGACAUCGACGAGACCGAUCCCCUGUGGCAGGCCGUCCUGAAGAUUUCCGGCGGGGACAAGGCCGCGGCCCAGAAACUCAUCAACGACCCGGACAGCCUGACCAAGUAUCCGGAAGUCGUGGCCCUCCUGGGAGAGGGCGGCGGCGACGGCGACGCGAUGGAGGUCGACGACACGGAGGACGCCCAGCUCGCGGAAGCCGUCGAGACCAAGAUGCAGAUCGACAAGCCGGCGCCACCACCGGCACCCGCCCCGAAAAAACCGGCCGCCAAGGCCGCGCCCGAAAAGGCCGAGGAAGUGGUAGAGGUCGAGCCCGUGAAGGAGGGAGACCCCCGUGAGCACCUGAACCUGGUCUUCAUCGGCCACGUCGACGCCGGAAAAUCGACCCUUUCCGGCAGCAUUCUCUACAUUACGGAAAACGUCGACAAGAGAACCAUCGAGCGCUACGAACGGGAGGCCAAGGAGCUGAACCGCGAGUCCUGGUUUCUGGCCUUUAUCAUGGACACCAACGAAGAAGAACGCGCCAAGGGAAAAACAGUAGAGGUCGGAAAGGCACACUUCGAAACCGACGUGAAGCGAUACACGAUCCUGGAUGCCCCGGGGCACAAAAACUACGUCCCGAACAUGAUCAUGGGUGCGAGCCAGGCCGACAUUGGKGUGCUGGUGAUUUCCGCCCGAAAGGGUGAAUUCGAGACGGGCUUUGACCGCGGAGGACAGACCCGGGAGCACGCCAUGCUCGCCAAGACCCUCGGGGUGAGCUAUCUGGUGGUGGUCAUCAACAAGAUGGACGACCCCACCGUCCAGUGGGCGAAGGAGCGCUACGACGAGUGCGUGCAAAAGAUCCGGCCGUUCUUAAAGGGAUGCGGAUUUGUGAUAAAACGAGAGGUCAAAUUCAUCCCCAUAUCGGGACUGAAGGGAGCGAACGUCAAGGACGAGGUCGACCCAUCGGUGUGCCCGUGGUGGAAAAACUGUUGGCAGAGCGGCGAGAACAACACGAAGGUAUCGACGCUCAUUGGAUUGCUCGACUCUCUGGAAAUAUCCGGGCGCGACUCGACGGCUCCCCUCCGGGUCCCUAUUCUGGAUCGGUAUACCGACCGCGGUACCAUUGCCAUGGGCAAGGUGGAGAGCGGGGUCAUCCGUCCCGGAAUCAAGGUCACGCUUAUGCCCACGCGGGCGCAAUUCAAGGUCGAUUCGGUCUGGGCCAACGAGGACCCCGUCGCCGCUGCCCGUCCCGGUGAGAACAUUCUCGUCAAGCUCAGUGGAGCCUCGACCGACGACGUGCGCAAGGGGUUCGUCAUGUGUACGGAACCCGCCUGCAGAUCGGUGGACAAGAUCAUUUGCCAGAUUUACGUCGCCGAGAUGCCCGACAACACGAAAAUCAUGACCGCGGGUUUCCAGGCUAUGUUUCACGCUCACGUGUGCGAGGAAGAAUGUUCGAUUGCCAAGAUAUUUGAAACCACAAAUGCGAAGGGCAAGGUAGUGAAGGGGGCGCGCUUUGCCAGCGUCGGCAUGACGUGCAUUUGCAUGAUCAGUUUGGCACAGACCGUACCUGUCGAGACAUACGGCGAUUACCCCUUCCUGGGACGGUUCACUCUUCGUACCGAAGGAAAGACCAUAGCGAUCGGAAAGAUCCAAAAGCUCCCCCCAAAGAAAUCUUAAUUUACCGAGUGGAAGCCGGUAAUCGAACCUACCUACUUCUCAUAACAACAAACAAAUAUUCAUCAACUCUGUCUCUUCUGUAGUGGUACUUACGAUACGACUGCUACCAAUAAGCAUUGAUGAACUCA
Molecule: messenger RNA, 2282 nt
Organism: Pseudo-nitzschia multistriata
Lineage: Eukaryota; Bacillariophyta; Bacillariophyceae; Bacillariales; Bacillariaceae
Source: the annotation of a GenBank genome assembly